UUUUGCUCGUCAGUUGAGAAUGGCGUAAGCUUCCGACCGGACGGUUUUUCCGAUCGGUGAACACGCUAAAAACGUUUCUCUUCUUUCGUGAAACACGAAACACGCGAGGGUCGGAAUUGUGACGCGCGAGUUUGUUCUCAGAUUCCUCUUCUAUAUUUAUUUUAUUUUUUUCUCUUCUUAACAACAACGACCAUUGACCGAUAAUUUUACGCGAUUUUAAUAAGUGCCUCUCUUUUUGUUACGUUAAUAUAAUAAUAUACUUAUUAAACGAAAGGAAAAAAAAUAAUAAAAUUCAUAUCGUGAUAUCGAGUGUUUAUGACUAACGGAUUUCUGCAAUUUUCAAGUUUGAACUUUCAUGAAUUCGCGGGAAUAUUCAACGAACUUCGUGGUUAUAUCUAACAUUAGUGAAACAAACGACUUGAAUAUAACCAAUGCAAAAUAACUCGUUUCUUUUUACAUGAAUUAAAAUAAAUAGAUAAAUAAAGUGAUCGUGAACUGAUUGAAAUUGAACGUAACGUCGACCUAACCUCGAAAGUUGUUUUUUUCGAUAGUCCUCGAAUUUGAGUGUUUUACUUCGAUCAUUUCUACGCAAACAAAUCUAUUCGAUAAAAAUCAACACGAAAAUCGCGAACAUCGUUAAAAAUUGUUGAUAGAAUUGGUUUAAGAAAGUUUCUUUGCGACAACGUGGUUUCGAAAGUACAUAGUGAUUUCGUUGCCGCUCGACACCUUGAAUCCAUCUGAGCGAAGGUGGUCGAUCGCUGUGAAGGAUUUCUCACAACCUUGACCCACUGGGAUCAAUUCGUUGUUACGAUUAUAAGACACGAACAAUGCUUCGAAUCGAAGCCUUAUAGAUAUCUUUGAUCAAUGAACAAAGAUGGUUUUCUUAGCUGAACAGUGAAUGAUCAAGAAAUACAUAAUUCUCAAAUGAUUUUGUUCGAACAAUGUUUUUGUGUGGAAAGAAAACGAUUUUCAUUGUGGAAUAAAUUGAAAAUUAUAAAUAUAUAUACAUUUUUAUUUUUGGUGAUAAAACGUGAGACUGUCUAAUGAGAUUUCUACUAUGCGAAGACAUGAUUUUUGGUGCUCUUCAAGUGUGUGUUCGCAAAGUUUAGUGUUGGAGGGGAUAAGUGAGACUUGGCAACGAACAAAAAGGGUGUUUUCGGACACCAAAAGCUGGGGCACCCUGACGAGGAGGUCCUGGAGGAGGAGGUGGGUCGUAGGAGAGAGGAAAGAAAGGAGGUGACCAUCCACCCCACAUGGACGCCACCCCCAAAGGACCCUCCGUAUCCCCCACAUCGGAUAUCCUGUCAUCAUUACCUAGUUGCAGAAUAUCCGACCUGAACGUAAGGGCACCGUACUCUGCCCUAUAUCGUUGUCAACGUUCUCGUCGAAUAUCGAGAUAUCCAUCACUUGAUGCUCGCCGUACGACGAAAACGACCACCUACGCGUCAUCUUUAUCUUAUACGUGCCUCAAUUUCUCUCGUCUUUUUUGCUGUAAAUUGAAACAAUUGCCGAUUCUCUAUCUCCACGUCCUCGAUAAUAAUAAUCAACCUGUACACUCGUGGAAGUUAAACAUCCAGACCAAAAACAGAAGAAUCGCAACGUCGAAAAGUCAAAGUCGCUACUGGUAUCUGAGAACGAUUGCCAGUUCGACAAAGACGACUUUAAGGACGAGAAACAACGUAGAAACGUUCUCAACGAUAUUAAAUUCGUGGAACAGAGACAGGAAAUCAUUUUUUACUCUCGUUUUUACACCACGGCAAUCGUGCCGUAAAUUUGAUGCAUUUUUUACAACACAAAUCGCGAAGCAUUUUCAAGUCAAAAAAGUACUUUUAACAGGCGUCACUUUUUACGUGAAACAUAUCUAUAGACUCCGUCCAAAAGCGCCUAACUCUGAGCUGCAGCCUAAUAGAUCACGCAAACAAUGUCGCGCAGCGCUGCCACGCGUCCUAUGCAAGGUGAAGGACUGCGACGAGGCGGACAAAGUCUCGGUGGCAUGCACGACGACAAAAUCGGAUGCAGAAGAUAGCCGGAAAGGAUCGACAACUGCUACGAUAUACAACGACGAUGAUAAUUCUGGUUCAAGCAGAAAGAAGAAGAAGAAACGUCGAAAAAAUAGGAAGAAACACCAGUUACAGCUACAACAAUUACCGCAGGAUACCGAUAGCCAGCAAGUGCACUCAGUGUUGAAUCUGCCAUCAUCUUCGGACGAGGUUGAGGCAGUUGGCGAAUGCUCGAAAAGAGACUCAUCCAGCAGUCUGGGUGGCGCAAGCAGGCACAAUACUCUACGAGAAUCAUUGCUUACUGUGCUAGGCAAAUUGGUGAUAUGGAAAGGCACUAGAUAUCGUUCAAAUACUACUGCGUCAUCUUCAUCCUCGGCGCCACCGAAUUCGCCCCCCGCGACAGAGUGCAUAGGCCGUAGCACUUCCUUUUUCUGCAGCGAAACGGAGAGGAGAAUUCGUGCCAAUAAUCGCGAGUUCAACUCACAGUUUAAUUAUGCGAACAACUACAUCAAGACGUCCAAGUAUUCGGUUCUGACGUUCCUACCGUUAAAUUUGUUCGAGCAAUUUCAGCGGCUCGCUAACUUUUACUUCCUAUGCCUGCUGGUGCUUCAGAUGAUCCCCGCUAUCUCCUCCUUGACCCCCAUCACUACAGCUAUACCCCUUAUAGGGGUGCUCAUGCUCACUGCCGUUAAAGAUGCCUACGAUGAUUUUCAACGGCACAACAGCGACUCGCAAGUGAACAAUCGAAAAUCUCAAACAUUGCGAGGCACUAAUCUCCGUGAAGAGAAAUGGUCACAAGUGCAAGUAGGCGAUGUAAUUAGAAUGGAAAAUGAUCAAUUCGUUGCAGCCGAUGUGCUUCUUUUAUCUACUAGUGAGCCAAACGGUCUUUGUUAUAUUGAAACUGCAGAAUUAGAUGGAGAAACGAAUUUAAAGUGUCGGCAGUGUUUAACUGAAACUGCCGAAAUGAUGGAUAAUCACGAAUUGAUUGGUCAAUUUGAUGGAGAAAUUGUUUGUGAAACUCCUAAUAAUUUAUUAAAUAAAUUUGAUGGAACUCUUACGUGGAAAGGACGAAAAUAUCCAUUGGACAAUGACAAAAUUAUAUUGCGAGGUUGCGUGCUCCGAAACACGCAAUGGUGCUAUGGUGUGGUCAUCUUUGCAGGCAAGGAUACCAAAUUGAUGCAAAACUCAGGGAAGACCAAAUUUAAGAGGACUUCUAUAGAUAGAUUGCUGAAUCUUCUCAUCAUCGGAAUAGUGUUCUUUUUACUUUCUAUGUGUUUGUUUUGUAUGAUCGGCUGUGGUAUUUGGGAGAGUCUCGUGGGCCGUUAUUUUCAAGUGUAUCUACCUUGGGACUCAUUAGUGCCUAGCGAGCCUAUGGGAGGGGCCACAGUGAUCGCUUUACUUGUGUUCUUUUCUUAUGCCAUCGUAUUGAACACAGUAGUGCCAAUCAGUUUAUACGUGAGUGUCGAAGUUAUCAGAUUUGUUCAAUCAUUUUUGAUCAAUUGGGAUGAAGAAAUGUACCAUGCACCUACAAAUACACAUGCUAAAGCAAGGACUACUACAUUAAACGAAGAAUUGGGACAAAUAGAAUAUAUAUUUUCCGAUAAAACCGGAACACUGACACAGAAUAUCAUGACUUUUAACAAGUGUUCUGUGGCAGGAAAAUGUUAUGGGGAUGUUAUCGACGAAGUUACUGGGGAAGUCGUCGAUUCAAGUGAGACGAACAAAGCUGCCCGAACACCUACGAUGCGAUGGAAAAAUGGACAAGAAUUUGUUCAAGUUUAUACAUCUAUAACUGGUCCAGACGUACGUCUACUGGAACAGGUGGACAGGAUAUCCAAUAUAAUUGGAGAGCCAGGCACCAAUGGCAGUCCGAUGGUUCCACAUAAACUUUCUACAAUGCCAUCAUUGGAUUUCUCAUUUAACAAGGAUUUCGAACCAGAAUUCAAAUUCUACGAUUCUGCAUUACUUGAAGCUGUAAAAAGGAAUAAUGAAGAUGUUCAUAGUUUCUUUCGAUUGUUGGCACUUUGUCAUACAGUUAUGCCAGAAGAAAAAAAUGGCAAGCUAGAAUAUCAAGCACAGUCACCAGAUGAAUCUGCCCUUGUAUCUGCUGCUAGAAACUUUGGUUUUGUAUUUAAAGAAAGAUCUCCAAAUAGUAUAACAAUUGAAGUUAUGGGAAAACGUGAAAUAUAUGAAUUACUUUGUAUUUUGGACUUUAAUAAUGUUAGGAAAAGAAUGUCUGUAAUUUUGAGGAAGGAUGGACAUCUUAGGCUAUAUUGUAAAGGAGCAGAUAAUGUUAUUUAUGAACGAUUAAAAAAAGGCAGUGAAGAUAUCAUGGCAAAAACAUUGGAACAUCUUAAUAAAUUUGCUGGUGAAGGCUUAAGAACACUGUGCCUUUCAGUUAGAGAUUUAGAUGAACAAUUUUUCAAUGAUUGGAAACAACGUCAUCAAGAAGCUGCCAUGAGUCAAGAAAAUAGAGAUGAUAAACUAGAUGCAAUAUAUGAAGAAAUAGAAAAAGAUAUGACAUUAUUAGGCGCUACUGCUAUUGAAGAUAAAUUGCAAGAUGGUGUACCUCAAACCAUCGCUAAUUUAGGUUUGGCCGGUAUUAAGAUCUGGGUAUUAACUGGUGAUAAACAAGAAACAGCUAUCAAUAUUGGUUAUUCCUGCCAAUUGUUAACAGACGAUCUGACCGAUGUUUUUAUAGUAGAUUCCACUACUUAUGAUGGUGUUGAAAAUCAAUUAUCACGAUAUUUGGAAACUAUCAAAACAACUUCAGGUCAUCAAAAUCGGCCAACUCUCUCCGUUGUCACAUUCAGGUGGGAUAAGGAAAGCAGUGAUACUGAAUACAAUCCUAGUAGAGAUGAACAAGAUGAACAUGAAAUGGAACAAGCAACAGGAUUUGCAGUAGUUAUUAAUGGGCAUUCUUUAGUUCAUGCAUUACAUCCACAACUUGAGCAACUUUUCCUUGAGGUAUCAAGCCAAUGUAAAGCUGUGAUAUGUUGUCGCGUGACACCUUUACAAAAAGCAAUGGUAGUCGAAUUAAUAAAGAAAAAUAAAAAUGCUGUGACUUUAGCAAUUGGUGAUGGAGCUAAUGAUGUUUCGAUGAUAAAAACAGCUCAUAUAGGUGUUGGUAUUAGUGGACAAGAAGGAUUACAAGCUGUAUUAGCAUCUGAUUAUUCAAUAGGACAAUUUAGGUUUUUGGAACGAUUACUUCUUGUUCAUGGCAGAUGGUCAUAUUAUAGAAUGAGCAAAUUUCUUAGAUAUUUUUUUUAUAAGAAUUUUGCGUUUACAUUGUGCCACAUUUGGUUUGCCUUUUUUUGUGGAUUUAGUGCACAGACUGUAUUUGAUCCUAUGUAUAUUUCUGUUUACAAUCUUUUUUAUACAUCAUUACCUGUAAUGGCAGUUGGUAUAUUUGAUCAAGAUGUUAAUGAUAAAAAUAGUUUACUUUAUCCAAAACUUUAUGCACCCGGAUUACAAAAUUUACUCUUUAAUAAAAAAGAAUUUUGCUGGAGUGCCAUACAUGGUUUUUUUGCUAGUUGCGUAUUAUUUUUAGUUCCAUAUGGAACAUAUAAAGAUGGAGUAUCGCCAAAAGGCUAUGUACUUUCUGAUCAUAUGUUAUUGGGAAGUGUUGUAGCUACUAUAUUAGUCAUAGUUGUCACUGUUCAAAUAGCCCUUGAUACAUCAUAUUGGACAAUUGUUAAUCAUAUUAUGGUUUGGGGCUCGCUCAUUUGGUAUUUCGUUUUAGAUUAUUUCUAUAAUUUUGUCAUAGGUGGUAGUUAUGUUGGCAGUCUUACAAUGGCAAUGUCUGAAGCAACAUUUUGGUUCACGGCAGUCAUUUCGUGUAUUAUAUUAGUAAUACCUGUAUUAUCGUGGAGAUUCUUCUUCAUCGAUGUUAGACCAACACUGUCUGAUAGAGUUAGACUUAAACAAAGAUUGGCACAACUUCGCUCUCGCCAAAGUCAAGAUAUACUUCGUACACCAUCGACAAGACGAACACGACGUUCUCUUCGUUCAGGAUACGCUUUCGCGCAUCAAGAAGGUUUUGGAAAACUCAUUACAUCAGGCAAAAUUAUGCGAAAAUUACCAAAUGGUGCAGAUUUUAAAUUCGCUAUGCCAUUUACGAACAAUACUAGCAAACAAGUUAAUGUUGCCACUACAUCACCAAAGGAUAAUACAUCCAAAAAUUCGCACACAUUGGAUACUAUUAAUCUAUAACUUGGAUAUUCUAUUGUAAGUCUUUCCAUCACUAAAUUUCGAAUAAUUAUUUUGUAGCAUUAACAUAAAAAUAUCAUUAACAUUUUUUCAAAUGAAUUGUUUAUUUCAACAUAUUCUUUAAAUACGAUAUAGACCAUAAAAUUUCAAUUCACAUUUCUGUUUUUAUUACAAACAGAAAGAAUCAUAAACAAAAAUUAUGUGUAUGUGUACACAUUGCAAUAGCUAAAAAAUAUCUUCUGGUUUAUUAGAUUCAAUUUUUUGUAUCAAUGCUUAAAUUAAGUAAUUGAAGUUCAAAUGACAAUAAAGUAUUAAUUGUUUACAUAAGAAAAAUUUUACAUAUUAAUGUCUACAAAAAUAUACUAUUUUCAUUAAAAAUCAUUUUAAUGUGAUAUAUUAUUUUAUAUGAUCAAUUAUUCCAGACUCAUAUUAAAAUUUUUAUGCUACAAAUGCUAUAAUUUCUAUAUUUAUAUGUAUAUAUAUUUUUUUUUGUUACUUUUGAAAUUUAUAUAUUUCUUUAUAUUUGUUUAAUGACAGAUCAUAAUUGACUUUUUCUUAAAUAAAAAUAAAAUUAUAUAGAAUAUUUCGUUUAAGUGAAUUUUACAAAAAAUUAAAACUAUUAAAAAAAAUUUUUUUAAUAAAAGUUGUUUGAUUCAAAAAAACAUAUUGUACAAACAAUUUUUUUGUAAUUGUAAUGAAGAUUUCAGCAUCAAUUUCAAUUUUAAAUAAAAUCAUAUAAUUUUGAAUGUAUUAAUCAAUUUAUUUUAAUGUAUUAAUCAAUUAAUCAUUCUCUAUAAAAAACUAUUAACUUAUUUAUGUCGAAAAAUCAUUGACAUAUGAUGUAUUUUCAAAUUAUUAAAAAAAUUUUUUGAUAAUUCUAAUUUCAAAUAAAAUAUUUAAUUCAUAUUUAAUUAACGAAAUCUAUAUAAUUUUUUCAUAAAUUUGCCAAUCUUUACAUAUCUUGUUUAAAAAAUUGUAUAUCAAAUAAUUUAUUAUAAUUUGUCUAAAUUUAUAUCAUAAAGAGUCUGAAAUAAAAAAAGAUCUAAGAUUCAAAAAAUUCAUGAAACCAUUAAUAAUGACCUCUGAAAAAUUCUUAAUUAAUUAGUUUAUAUUAAGAAAAAUGCAGAUUGAUUUAUGAUUUUUUUUACUUUUGGUAAAAAAUAGUUAAAUAUUUAGAAAAUUAUUAUAAUAUAAGGAUUGUUAUUAUUCACUUACUGUUUAUAUUAAUUAUUUGGUCAUUGAAAUUAAUCAAUUUAUUGUUAUUUCAUAAUAUGUUAGUAUGUUAAUAGUAAAAAUUUAAUUAAUUUAAGGAGGUCUAUAAUACUGAUUGGUGUCAUUUUGCACGUUAUAUUUGAAAUAUUUUUAAGCACAUAUUUUUAAAUAUAACAUAUUCACAACAAUUAUUUCUUAGAAUGCGUUAAGAUAUUCUUUUAAACAAAAACAUUUUAUUUAAAAAUUGACAUCAGAAUAUAACGCAAUAAUAAAAUAAAUUAUGAUCAUGACACUCAAUGUGUACAUAUGUAAAAGUGUCAAAAAUCAUGUAAUAUCCUUACUUGUAUUAUAAUACUAUCCUAGUAUGAGAGAAAGAAACAUAAAAUAUGUUUACACAAUACAUGUAUUAAAUAAGAAUUAUAGUUAUGAUAAUAAUUGCCUUUAUAAAAUAUGAAUACAAAAAACAAUUAAAAUUACUGUAUCAUAACAUUGACUGUAAAUAUUUUAAAGAGAUAUAUAUAUUAUAUGUAUACAUUAUAUAUAUUACAUAUUACAUAUUAUAUAUAAUGUAUAUAUAUAUAUGAUAUUAAAUGUUAAGUAUACAUUUUUUAAAAGAAAGUAAUAUAUAGGUAGAUCAAUUUAAAAAAAUAUGAAAAUAGUAGCUAUAUUAUAUUAUAUUAUUGCGGAUAAUGUUUGCCUUGGACUGACUACUGAAUAUAUAUAUAUAUAUAUAUAUAUAUAUAUAUAUAUAUAUAUAUAUAUAUAUAUACAUAUAUGAUAUAAUAAAAUAAACAGUAGUAGCAAUGAAAUAUGUAUUUCUACUUUUAAUAUUAAUAUGAAUUCUAGGGAGAUAUAGUCUGUAUUGGGAAAGUGUGUUCCACAAAGAAUUUUUUUAUUUAAAUGGAAAAAUAGAAAUUUAUUGCUUUCAAACAUUGUGCCUAAUCAAGAAACUACACAGAGUGUUUCACAUUGCAAUGAUAUUUUGUUCACUUAUGUUUAAACACGACGGCGUAUAAUAUACACAUAAUUAAAUUCUUCUCUUUGUAAAUUAUAGAUCAAUAAUAUCAAAUUAUUUAAUUAUUAUCUUUAUAUAAAUUUCUUUGUUUGUUUUUUAUAAAUAGAAAUAUUUAUAUAUAAAUUCCACUUGUAUCGUACUAUAAACCGAUCCAAAGUUAUAAAUUGAAAGAUAAAAUAUGAUUAAUGAGACUGCUGCGUUUUUAUCUUUUACUUUUAGAAAUAAAUAUAAUGUAUAUGUAACGCAGAAAUGUCAUAAAACAGGAAAAUAAGAAGUUUCAAUUGGUGUAUGUUAAUGUCUGAAAUUUAAUACACAAUUUCGAAUGAAAUAUAUAUACUUCACCUUAAUUUAAGUAAGUUAAAUUUUUUAACUUACUUUGAAGAUGAAAGUUAUACAUUUUUAAACUAACAAGUAUCAAAGAAGAAUUUAAAGUAUUGAAUUUUUCUAUAAUAAAUUUCAAACUUUUUCAAUAAUAAUACGUGAACUGAAAAAUAAUUUUACAAAUAUUUAUUAAACAAGAUUAUGAAAUUAUCUUCAACAUUGGAAACAAGGCGUACUACGCUAAACUAUUCGUGUUAUAUUAAAAUAUAUUAAUAUAUUCUUCAUACCCAAGGAAAAAUCAUAUCAGUUACCUAGAUAAUAUACCGUAUAUAUUUUUUUCUCUAGAUUCGUUUGUAUAUAUUUUAUAACAUUUCAUGUUAAAUAGUAUUUGGAGAUGUGAUAUUAUUAUUACGGACAGCUAUAUUGCAAUAUAUGUAUUACUUAUUUUAGAUCCCUGACUGGAUAUAAUUUUAUUUUCAUUUGCAAAUAAUAUCUUUAUCCUAAAGUUUAAAUACCACAAUUUUUAAAUAAUAUAAAAUAACUUUGUGGUUAAUAUCUUUAAAAAAAUGUUAUGUACUAUGUGUAUAGUACAUGUAUAAUUGAAUGCAAUUUUUUAAAAUUUAUACGUUACUUUAUUAAUUAAUUAAUUAUUUUCAAUUUAACAUAAUGAAAAAUGUAUUGAACUUAAAAAAUAUAUAAUAUUAUUUAAAAAUUCUGGUAUACAUUAACUUAAUAUAAAAAAGUAAGGAAUUAAGAAAAAAAUUAAGCAUUAUAAUAAAGUAGUUGUAACACAUGUUGUUGAUUACAUAAGUUGUUACAUGUUACUUUAAAACUGAAUCAAACAUCUAGAAACAAAAUGCAAGAGCAAAUUGUCUGCUGCAUGUGCUCUAUAGACUGUGCAUCAAUUAUUGCUUAAAACUAUUUGCUUAGGACAUAGUAUAAUUUAAAGAAAAAACAAUUGUACUUAUAGCUAUGUGCAAUUGUUAAAUCUUCUUUAUAGUAUUUAAUAAAUAAUCUUUUACUACAAUUUUUCAAAUACGUAUUCUCUAUGGAAUGCUAAUAUAAGACAAUAAUAUAUUUAACACACAUAACAUAAUAGCAAAAUAAAAAAUAUAAAAAUAUUACAUGUAAAAUAUAUUUUUUAUUUCUUUGGAUUUUCAAUAGUUAAAAUUAAUUCAAUAAUGUUUUUAUUUGUUUAAAAUAUAAAGAAAUUUUAUUAUUAAUUACUAUUAAUUAUUAAUUUAAUAUUUUGAUACUAUGUCCUACGUAUUUCUGAUAUAUUCUACUUUUAUAUAUCAAAUCAUGUAUCUUACAUAAAAUUUAAGCCCUACCAAAAUAAAAAAGUUAUAACAGCACAUUAUUGUGUAGGGCCAUGCAGAAGAACAUGUGAAAAGAAACUAAUAUUAUCGAAUACAAUGUUCCUUACAAAAUGCACGCAGGAUAGAAAAUUAGUAUGUAUGUGUCUAUUGCAUUAUUAUAUAACAUUGAAAGCGGUGGUGACUUUAAAUGAAUUAGGUUAUUGAACAAAACAUUGAAUGAUUAAAAUUUAUUUUUUUGCAAUUCCUAGAAUUGUUGCGCUCAAUUAUAUUCUGUUACAUUAAUGCUUUGUCAUAAAUAAUGAAGAAAAAUUUUAAUUUAUAUUUUUGACAAAUGUAUUACUUUACUAAAAAUUUAUUUUUUAAAAAUUGUAUUAAACAUAUUCUCUGUUUUUAUACUACACUCUGUGUAAUGUGAAUUUUGUAAAUUUAAAUAUUGUUUUAGUAUAUAUAUUAUGUACAAUAAGAUUUUAUACUUGCCAAGUAUAUUAUUUUUAUGUGUAAAUAAUUCGCAUAAAGAGAGAAGUUUGUGUUGUAAAAGUAGUAAAAUAUCAGUACAUAUAUCAUUUAAACAAUUAAAUUUACUAAAAAUUAAUUCUUUAAAAAUUUCAUUUCUUUUCUUAUAAAAUAUAUAUUAUGAUACUAUUUCAAUUUUUAUUUAUUUUCAAAAUUAUCUUUGCAUUUUUAUGUUAAAUGAUACUGAAAAUGACUUUUUGUUUCUUCUUAUUAUCAUGAAUCUGGCAUAUUAAUAUAUAUUCAAAACAAAAUUAUAAACAAAAUUAUUCACUUAUUAUAUAUUACAAAGAAUGUUAUAUAAUUAUUAUAGUUCAGUCUGAGUAAGAGGGACCACAGUAUCACAUGUUAAAAUGAAUUUAUCAUUUAUAUAUUCUAAGAUGUUUUAGGAGAUUACUUAUGUUUGAAAACAUCAAUUUAUUUAAUCUAUGCAUUUAUAAUUUUUUUAAUAUUUCAAAAAUUAAAUUGAAAAUCUGAUAUAUUAUAUAAAAUUCUAUUAUAAUGUUAAUGUUUAAUUCUAUUAUUUAUGUCAUGUAUAUUGAACGUGGUAAUCCUCUAAUACAUCUUAAAAAAUGAUCACAUUUUAUUUAUAUGUAUAGAAUUCGUUUAUAUAUCAAAAUCUAACAAAAACAUGUAAAAAAAAAAACAUUAAAUGUUGCUUCAGUAUUUAAAUACACACGUCGUCUUAAUUUAUGCUUUCAAUGUAAUUAUAUGUACAGUACAACAAAUUUUGUUACAGCUUUAUGUAAUAUAUUAAAAUAACGAAAUUCACUUUAUUCUUAUAAUAUAAUUUUAAUGUGAAACACUUUCUCAUCAAUUUCAAAAAUAGCCAACUUAUGUUAAUAUAUACAUUAAUAUAAGAUAUGUACAAUUUGCAUCUUUACAAAAUUGUAUUAUGUUUUGUUACCCAUCAGUAUUGAAUAGAUUGUAUGUGUAAUAGAUACAUGUAUAUUAAAAUCAUGCACGGAUAGUUAGAAAUUAAUUAAAACAAUAAAAACAGUCGUGAGCGGUACUCGUAAAAAACUAUUUGCAAGUUCAUCACAGAUGAACAAUGCAAAAUUAUAAAAUUUAAAAAAAUUAUAAAUAUAUCCUUUUUAUUUAUAAAGAGGAAAUAUUGAAAAAAUAUUAUUUAUACUUUUCUUGAAAAAGAAAAUAAUAGAACAUCGUCGAAUAAAAACAUAAACAAAUAGAAAAAGAUCUGGUAAAAUCUAAUGUUUGUACUUAUGAAACAGAAAUAAUUAAUCUUGCUAUGGAGAACGCUGCGAAAUACGAUUAAUUUUAUUUAUCAACAAGUUUUUUCUUUAUACUAUUAAAAUUGACCCACAAAUUACGAAAUUGUUCACGUAUCAAACAUUUCUUAUUAGUUUUUAAGUUAAUAAAAAUAAUGCAGCAUAAUGUUGUAUUUUUCAAA
Messenger RNA from Apis cerana (Asiatic honeybee), 11997 nucleotides. RefSeq names its product ATPase phospholipid transporting 8B (gene ATP8B). Gene Ontology annotation, biological process: phospholipid translocation; Golgi organization. Lineage: Eukaryota; Metazoa; Arthropoda; Insecta; Hymenoptera; Apidae. Gene Ontology annotation, cellular component: trans-Golgi network; plasma membrane. The record is from RefSeq and is a predicted model, not a curated record. Gene Ontology annotation, molecular function: ATPase-coupled intramembrane lipid carrier activity; magnesium ion binding; ATP binding.